UGGGAAGGAUUUGUGAGUAUGGUAAAAGGCAAUAUCGGAACCGGUAUAUUGGCUCUGCCCUAUGCUAUGAAACACGCCGGAUUAGUGUUUGGACCUUCACUCCUUCUGAUUAUGGCCAUCACAUCCACUCAUUGCAUGCAUAUCUUGGUUCUUAGUAGCCAAAUUAUCAGCAAACAUAUCAAGACUCCAUGUGCCGAUUAUGGAAAAACUGCUGAAUUAAGUAUCGAUAAGGUUUUUCCAAAGAAAUCCCAAUAUUUUAGAAAACUCGUUAACUGUGCUAUAUGGUUGCUACAGUACAGUUUUUCCACCACGUAUAUACUUUUCAUUGCAGAAAAUCUUAAACAGUAUAUCGAAAGUUUUAACGUUAGACCUGAUAUAUUGUAUGUACUCCAUUUAAUUGGUCAUUUUGACGUAAGAAUAUGGAUAUUGCUACUGGUACCUCCACUUAUAAUUUUCAGUUACAUCCGCUCACUAGAUAUCCUGGCUUAUUUUUCAUUUUUCGCAAAUAUUUGCUUGGUCAUUGGUUUAAUCAUUAUUUACCAGUACAUCUUUCAAGGUAUCCAUCAUAUAGAAAAGCUACCAUUAAUUGCAUCCCCUAAUGUUAUUCCUUUGUCGAUUGGAGCUAUCAUUUUUGCUUUUGAAGGCAUAUGUAUGGUUCUUCCACUAGAAAAUAGAAUGAAAAAGCCACAAAAUUUUGGUAAAAUUUUGUGGGCAGCGCAGAUUUUUACAGCAACCUGCUACAUGUUGAUGGCUGUAGGAGGUUAUCUUCGUUACGGCUCCCACAGUAAGGGCAGCAUUACACUUAAUUUACCAAGAACACCUCUAUAUCUGAGCGUUCGGGGUUUAUAUGCCACCAGUAUUUUUUUCUCAUACCUACUACAAUUCUACGUCCCAACAAAUCUCCUUAUAACAUAUUGGAAACGUACUGUAUUAGCUGAAGCUAGCGAGAUCAAAAUAGCAUCAAUUGAUCUAGCAUAUCGAACUCUAAUGGUUAUUGUAACAGCGGCUAUGGCCAUUGCAGUUCCUAAGCUGGGUCUAGUUAUUUCAUUACUGGGAGCAUUCUUAGGCAGUAUGUUGUGUAUAAUUUUUCCUGCUAUAAUUAAGAUUGGAACGGAUUACUCGUACCGUUCUUCUAUUUCCUAUUGGAUACUUGCGAAAGAUAUUAUUAUUGGCAUUUUUGGUUGCUUAUGUUGCGUCGCUGGAACGGGGCUAUCUGUAUAUCAAUUAGUUCUCGCUUUCGGAAAUCAUACAAAUCAUCAACAUGGUUUUGCCAACGUUACGCAGAACUGAAACUCUGAUAACCAAGAUAUAAUUUCUGAUUGAAGGUUUAAUAUUUAACUGCGACUAUGGCGACAGCAGUAUACAGAUCGUUUCGAUUCUAUAUGCAUCUUUGUAUGAGAUACUGUUAUUGUACAAUCUAUUAUAUAGAGUACUUUCUGAUUGCUGUAAUUAAUAAUGGCAAAAAUG
Messenger RNA from Trichoplax adhaerens, 1467 nucleotides. RefSeq lists its product as hypothetical. Gene Ontology annotation, molecular function: amino acid transmembrane transporter activity. Lineage: Eukaryota; Metazoa; Placozoa; Uniplacotomia; Trichoplacea; Trichoplacidae. Bases 19 to 1290 code for a protein of 423 amino acids. The record is from RefSeq and is a predicted model, not a curated record. Gene Ontology annotation, biological process: amino acid transmembrane transport. Gene Ontology annotation, cellular component: vacuolar membrane. The transcript has 9 exons.